Eimeria acervulina is the source of this 524-nucleotide messenger RNA. RefSeq names its product Proteophosphoglycan, related. NCBI's taxonomy places the organism in Eukaryota, Apicomplexa, Conoidasida, Eucoccidiorida, Eimeriidae. The transcript is spliced from 6 exons. The annotation marks the transcript as partial. The record is from RefSeq and is a predicted model, not a curated record.
GGAGGAGUUGCUGGAGGAGCAGUGCGCUCGGAAGCGAUGGAGGAGGCGCUAGCACUAAAGGACAGGGAAAUAUAUGAGACGAAGGCGCUGCUGCAGCAGCAGCAGCAACAGCAACAGCAGCACCAGAUGCAGCAGCACUCUGCUGCUUUCGCGUUGCAUGCAGCUGCUCAACGUGCUGAGGAGGCAGACAGAGCCGCAGCGGCUCGGGUGGAAGCCUUACAACAAGAGAUUCAAAGACUGAAGGAGAUGAGCGCUGAAGCAGCAGUGGCUGCGGUGCUGCAGCUGCAGCGAGCCCUCAGGGCCCGGGAGUUGGAGACAGAAGAUCUGCGGCAGCAAAUUCUUCACUUAGAGUCGCGUAUGCAUGCAAAUGACAAGUCAGCUCAGGUGGACGUGCUGCGGCGGGGUUAUGAGGAGGUGCGGCAGCAGCUGCAGCAGCAAACUGAGAAGGUAGAGGCGCUGCAGCAAGACUCUCUGCUGCUGGAGAAGGCCCGUGCUGAAGCGAUUGAUUUGCAGAUGUUGGUGCA